GUUUAAACCACUGGGUUACUCUUCUUUUAGGGAAUACUGCUGCAAAGGAAGCGCGCGUUUUCUCAGCCUUGAUCUACUGAACACUUUUGCCAAAAUGCUCCUUUUGUUGUUGGGAAUCAUUGUGCUCCAUAUCUCGGUGCUUGUUCUUCUCUUCGUUUCUACAAUUGUCAGUCAAUGGCUCGUUGGGAACGGACACAGGGCAGACCUUUGGCUGAACUGCACCAUUCCUAUGACUCCAUUUCGUUGUACAACAUCAUCUGCAAAUGAAUGGCUGCAAUCUGUCCAAGCUUUGAUGAUACUUUCUGUCAUCUUCAGUGUUAAGUCUUUGUUCCUGUUCUUCUGCCAGCUCUUCACACUCACUAAAGGUGGACGAUUCUACCUUACUGGUAUUUUCCAGAUCCUUGCUGGCCUGUGCGUGAUGAGUGCUGCGGCCAUCUUCACUGUGAGGCACACAGACUGGCAUCCCUCCACAGACAACGCCUCCUUUGGCUUUGCCUACAUUCUGUCCUGGGUGGCUUUCCCGCUGGCUAUCCUUAGCGGGGUGAUCUAUGUCAUCUUGAGGAAACGCGAGUGAAAUGUCAAGGGAGGUCACUGAGACUAGAGCCCUCAGGACAAGAGGUGUUGGCAAGAUAGAAA
Messenger RNA from Protobothrops mucrosquamatus (brown spotted pit viper), 636 nucleotides. RefSeq names its product peripheral myelin protein 22 (gene PMP22). Gene Ontology annotation, cellular component: plasma membrane. NCBI's taxonomy places the organism in Eukaryota, Metazoa, Chordata, Lepidosauria, Squamata, Viperidae. The coding region runs from base 95 to 574 and encodes 159 amino acids. The transcript is spliced from 5 exons. The record is from RefSeq and is a predicted model, not a curated record.